GGUUUGCGACACUUGCGUUUUACGUGACAGGAGCAACAACUAUUCGAGUCGAACAUGUCAAGCUGAGUCGUCUUCACUAUUUAUCAGAUGUUUGUGCAGGUUUGCUCCUACAGCAGUGACAGGAGAACCAGAGGAAAUGAACAGUUUACCUGUUGGGAUUGCAGACAUUGUGAAUCUUGGGGCCAGCUUUGCAAUCACAGGCGCCAUCUACUAUGUGUACAGGAGGAACCAGUCUGUAGUUGAAAAACUUGAUGACGCUCCACAUCUCACCAUCGAUGGGAGACUCAAAGACAUUUUGCAAAUAACUCCAGGAGCGCGUCUGCAGUAUGUUGUCCUCGAAGGUGCUGUGGAACCAGUAGUCAAGUCUCUGAAGAGUAAGUUUCAAAAAGAAGCGGUCGGCGUUUUGCAGAAGUACAUGGUGAAACAACAGAGGUUGCUGUGGAAUGGCUUCACAAGGAGCUGGUCAGACAAUGAACAAAUCUUACUCCAGAAUCUGAAUGCAGUGCCCUUCACAUUAGUGGGACCAGAUGAGACAGCAGUCAAUGUCCUGAGUCCUCAGCAGUCCUCUGGAGACCUUAUGGAGAUUAUCUACGAGAAGUUUCACCAGGCCAAUCUCAGCUUGAGUGACAUCGUAGGACAAUACCUCAGCGGGGAGAAAAUUAAAGGGCAACUGGAGACUGAGGAAAUGCUCAAAGUUGGUACAAUCCUUACAGGCGUAGGUGAACUGAUACUGGAGAAGGACGGAACCCUGAAUCUUCGACCGCCCACCAACAGUGCACCAUACUUCUUGAGUAUCAAGGACUUCAAUACCCUGCGACAAAACCGAGAGAAUGUGGCUUUUUGGUGGAAGGCGCUGGCCAUUGCCUCAGCUUUGGCCACGACCUUUGCCCUCUUCUGGGUCGGUCGAAGCUACUACAACAGCAUGAAAGUGCGGUGGCAGCGGGACCAGGCGAGAAGGGAUUUUGAGCGGCGGCUGUCUGAAGCCCCCAGAGUGACUGCGCCUGCAGCAGCUACUGAGGCCAACAAUGAAUUGGAGACUGUGUGCGUGAUUUGCCUCUCUCAGCCACGGAACUGCAUUCUGCUGGACUGUGGACACGUCUGCUGCUGCUUCACUUGCUACCAGGCUCUGCCACGACAGAAUUGCCCUAUUUGUAGACAGCGGAUCAGAAGAGUGGUGCCACUGUAUCUUGUCUGAGGCACCCGUGGGACCUCAGUGGAACUCAACCACUAUACAAAUAAUGCCAGCUUUAACCUCAAUGGUAUUAACUGUUGCACUUGCAGUUACUAAAGUUACAGCUUUUUGGCUGUUGAAGAGGACAGACAGGAUAUGUAGCAAGACAUAUUAAUGAAUGAAUGUACUGUUUACAUCUGAAUAAUUUAAAGCUAUGAGUUAAAUGUAAUUUAUGUACUAUGUAUGUAUAUGUGCAUCUGAAACGGUUACUGCAAUCUCAUUUUCAGAUUCUCCGAAACACAUAAAUAGAGAGAUGCACUGAUGUA
This is a messenger RNA of Solea solea (common sole), 1497 nucleotides long. RefSeq names its product mitochondrial E3 ubiquitin protein ligase 1a (gene mul2). The record is from RefSeq and is a predicted model, not a curated record. The coding region runs from base 137 to 1195 and encodes 352 amino acids. Gene Ontology annotation, biological process: organelle organization; protein ubiquitination. The transcript is spliced from 6 exons. Gene Ontology annotation, molecular function: ubiquitin-protein transferase activity. Lineage: Eukaryota; Metazoa; Chordata; Actinopteri; Pleuronectiformes; Soleidae.